CCGCAGCCGGGGAGGGCGUUUGUGCGUUUAUAUAUGGGGCGUGCACCCUAGUCGCGGAGUUCCAGCAGUCAGAGAGCUGCCCUGUGAGUUGCGGCCGUCGGUUUGGCUGUGCAUCCGCUCUUCCCAACUGUGCGGGGAAGCUGGCUGAUUUUAGACCAUUUCAGAUUUCCAGUGAUCAGCCCUCUCCUUAUCCAGUCGUGGCUCAUCCAAAGCUCCCGAGGAAAGUGGGAUCUUUCGGUCCUUCUUGCAUUUCCGACCAUUACAGGAUCUAGAAAUGUCUGCAACGCUCUUAUCUGCCUUCUACGACAUCGACUUCUUGUGCAAGACCGAGAAAUCCCUGAGCAACCUGAGCAGCAUGCUGGACAAGAAGGCAGUGGGCAGCCCAGUGGGCGCUUCUCCCAACUCCAACUUCGGGCCGGGUUUUCUGCGGAGGCACUCCACCAGCAACCUGCAGGCUCUGGCUAACGGCAACGCCAAGUUCCCCGGCAGCGGCGGCUCGUCGUCCUCGCCCUCUUCUUUCGGCAACCUCAAGGAGCCCGGCGGAGGAGGAGGCGGUGGUGGAGGGGGGAGCAGCAGCCCCACCGCCUUGCUCAACAAGGAGAACAAGUUCCGCGACCGCUCCUUCAGCGAGAAUGGCGAGCGCAGCCAGCACCUCAUGCAGCAGCUCCAACAGCAGCAGCAAGUGGUGGUGGUGGCAGCCGCGACCACCACGGGCAAGGGCGGAGGAGGCGGGAACGGCGGGGCGCCCAUCAACUCCACGCGCUACAAGACGGAGCUGUGCCGGCCCUUCGAGGAGAGCGGCGCCUGCAAGUACGGCGAGAAGUGCCAGUUCGCCCACGGCUACCACGAGCUGCGCAGCCUCACGCGCCACCCCAAAUACAAGACGGAGCUCUGCCGCACCUUCCACACCAUCGGCUUCUGCCCCUACGGGCCCCGCUGCCACUUCAUCCACAACGCCGACGAGCGCCGCCCAGCGCCCGCCAGCGGUAACGCCAACCCGCCUCAGCCCCCGCCGCACCAGCCCAGCCCGCAGCCGCCUCCCCGCAGCAACAACCACCACCAGCCCCACCUGCACCCUCCGCACGCCGGCAGCACCGGCGACCUCCGCGCCUUCGCCCCCUCCGCCCGGGACCACGCGCUGGGAGGCAGCGGCGGCGGCGGGUUCGGCAUUCCUCACGGCCGCGGAGGAGGGGGAGACCGGCCUAAACUACACCACAGCCUCAGCUUCUCCGGCUUCUCAGCCCAUCACCACCAGCACCACCACGGCGGGGCCGUAGCGGCUGCGGCGGCCGCGCUGCUCCUGGAGAGCCCCGGCGGGUCCCGCACGCCGCCACCGCCCGCCUCUUUUUGCGAGGAGCUGGUGGCCUCGCCGCCCUGCGCCAACAACGCCUUCGCUUUCUCGGCCGGGCAGGAGCUGGGCAGCCUCCUCGCGCCGCUCGCCCUCCACGCCCCGCCGCCCCAACAGGGCUGCUUCCCUGCUGCCGCCUUCUACCGCUGCCACCAGCAAGCAGGAGGAGGAGGGGGCUGCUGCCCGCCGCCGCCGCCCGGCCCGCCUGCCUCGCCGCCCUUCAGCUUCCAGCCCUUGCGGCGUCUCUCCGAGUCCCCCGUCUUCGACGCCCCUCCGAGCCCCCCGGAUUCGCUGUCCGACCGUGAGAGUUACCUGAGCGGCUCCCUCAGCUCCGGCAGCCUCAGCGGGUCGGAGUCCCCCAGCCUGGACUCGGGCAGACGCCUGCCCAUCUUCAGCCGCCUUUCCAUUUCCGACGAUUGAGGCGGGCAGGGGAAAGAAGGGGGUGGGGGUGGGAGAAAAUCUUCCCAAAAUUGGCAAAUCUCUGAGGACUUGUUUUAUUUUUAAGGUCUCUUGGCGGUGAUUCCUCAGGGGGAGCAGCUACCCCCCUUCUUUGCCUUGUCUUUUCAACAGCCAAGCUCGCACAGACCUGCCUUCCUUUUGUUGCAGUCCUUUCUUUUCCUUUUCAGUGUAUUUUUUUUUUGAGAGAAAAAAAUCCUUUGCUGAGCAAAUUCAGAGAGAGGAGGAAGCAAAACCUUUUUUCUUUUUAUCAAGAGAUGAACAAAAGAGCUAAGAUUGUGAAAGGAAAAUGGUGACAUCACAGAACAAUCCUAUUUUUGUAUGUUAAAAAGACUUUGGAAGGAGAGGAUUUUUUCUUCCCCCCCCUCCCCCUUUGGACAUUAGUACGUCACCAGCAGCCAUUCCAUCUUCAAGUGUGUAUGUGGGGAGGGCAGGAGACAAAGGGUGAAAUGAGCGUUAGCAAACAAAUAUGCCCAAUCCUACUCCCACAGGAAUUAACAAUCAGUCUGGAGACCCACGAACUCUUCAUUCCAGGUUCCUCCAGAUCUAUAUAUAACAAAAAUAAUUUAAGGAGUGUGUGUGUGGGGGGGUUGCCUUUCAAUCAGAUUUAAAGUAUACUAAAUGUAUAAGCUUUUAAAAGAAAAAUCCAACAUCCUGCCAAGAAUAUGCCUUGAUAACAACACUCUAGUUUUUUAUAUACCUAUAUAUAUUAUAACAUGCUAAAACUUCCAUUCCAAAGUUUAAUAUUGGUUCCAUUGCCACCACUUAGUGGAUGUUUGGCUUAGAACAAGUUUUGUUGCUUUAUUUGGAAGCAUUCAACUGAGUUUAGUUUGUAAUUGUUGGCGAAUAACUGCUGAUUUUUUAAUUUUUUUAGCUGUGUGAGUUGAUUGCGCAAGUCACUGCACAACUCAAAUAUGAAACUAUUUAACUUAUUUAUUAUCUUGUGAAAAGUAUACAUUGGUAAUUUGUUCAUACUGUAUUUAUCGGGUAUGAUGAAAAGCAAUAGAUAUAUAUUCUUUUAUUAUGUUUAAAUUAUGAUUGCCAUUAUUAAUCGGCAAAAUGUGGAGUGUGUUCUUUUCACAGUAAUAUAUGCCUUUUUGUAACUUCACUUGGUUAUUUUAUUGUAAAUGAGUAAAAUUCUUAAUUUAAGAGAUUGUAUGUAAUAUUUAUUUCAUUAAUUUCUUUUCUUGUUUACGUAAAUUUGAAAGAUUGCAUUGGCUUUUUUAUAGAAAUCUGACUCAGUUCUGUGGAAGUAGUUUGAGAAACUUCAAUGGGUUUUAGAAUGUACAAUGGUUGUAUAACCCGUCCAAGCUAUUAAAAAAAACCUACUUUGCAAUCAGAAUUUAAAGUGGCAAACCUAAUUCAAACUUUUAAAAUUAACCAAAAAGUAUUCAAGUUGCCUAACUUCACCAAUCACACUGUGAUAGUCUCAAAGUAUGUAGCAAUAAGGGGGGAGGGUCCCAGUAUUAUGUCUCACAGUGCCUUCAUAAGGGUUCAUGCUUGCCUUAAAUCUUCCUCAACCAAAUAAGUAUUUUUCUUAAUGCUUGAGAAUUUGAAUGUAGGGCUGGGUUUUUAACUACAAAAAAAAACUGUACCACUCAUUUUAUAAUUAAGGAGACCACCUUUUGGAUCUGAAACUUUUGAGUACAUGAUCAUAUCUAUAAUUAAAUUCCAAAAUAUGUAUUUUUUUUUCGUGUGUAGAAAGCCAGGAGUUCUCCAAAACUUUCCUGGAGGGUGGAUGAAUGAGCAGUACCUUAUAUUUUGUAUGUACAUAGGUACAGGUUCAGCACUAUGUACUCUUUGGACUACUUUAACAGAAGUAUGUUUUGAAUGUAACUAGAGGAUAAGUCAAUUUGAGUUGUAAUAUAUAUUUUGGAGAGUCAGUUCACUACAAAUUUGGAGUGUGAGACUGUAAACUUUGUACUGUAAAUGUUUUGUAGUUCUCCCAAUAAAACUUUUGAGGAAAAAAUCCCAAGCUAUUAAA
Sphaerodactylus townsendi is the source of this 3788-nucleotide messenger RNA. RefSeq names its product ZFP36 ring finger protein like 2 (gene ZFP36L2). The transcript has 2 exons. Bases 275 to 1768 code for a protein of 497 amino acids. Gene Ontology annotation, molecular function: mRNA binding; metal ion binding. NCBI's taxonomy places the organism in Eukaryota, Metazoa, Chordata, Lepidosauria, Squamata, Sphaerodactylidae. The record is from RefSeq and is a predicted model, not a curated record.